AAGACGCAGGCAACAUACUGUCCUUUGAAAACAGGAAAAAAAAUCUGACUUGGUCUGCGUGAACUACGUGCUUUAUAACGCAUACUUUUGCUGGACACACGCAGAAAUCGGAGGUGAGGAGUGAUUGUGGGCAUCCGCGAGGUAUCUCAUUAUGCGUGACUGUUGCCCUGUUGUUUUUCUCCAUAGUUUAAAUCCAACAUCUGUACGAAAAUAAAUCUACGAAGUUCGAUUUCUCUCGCUGAUUGGAUGAAUGAGGCUCUUUAUCAACCUUGCUUCGUUUCGUUUUUCGUUUUUCUUUAGCCUUUAUUAAUCAUACAGAUACAGUCCGUGGUGUCUCAGGCUAUAGUGGAUGAUGGCCAAACUGUUCCGAGCUGUGAUCAUGGGUCCACCAGGUUCUGGGAAGGGGACCAUAUCUGAAAGAAUUGCGCAGAGCUUUGGCCUCAAACAUCUGUCCAGUGGCGACUUUCUUCGGGAGAAUAUAGCUGCAAAUACAGAGGCCGGUGUUCUAGCUAAGACCUACAUAGAGAGGGGUCUGAUGGUGCCGGACCAUGUGAUGACACGGCUCUUACUGCCCAGGCUGGAGGAGAUGACCCGCCACAGCUGGCUGAUGGAUGGGUUUCCCUGUACCCUAGCCCAGGCCAAGGCUCUGAACAGUACCUGUGAUCUGGAUCUGGUCAUCAGCCUCAACAUCCCUUAUGAGACCCUGAAGGACCGACUGAGUGACCGCUGGAUCCACCCAGCCAGCGGCAGGGUCUACAACAUGGGCUUCAACCCUCCACACGUACAGGGCAGGGAUGACCUCAGCGGAGAGCCUCUGAUCCAGCAUGAUAAUGACCAACCAGAGGCUCUAGUGGCCAGACUGAGGCACUACAAGGACGUGGCCAAGCCAGUCAUAGACCUGUACAAGUCAAAGGGCAUCCUGCACAUGUUCUCUGGCACAGAGACCGACAGGAUCUGGCCUUACAUCAACUCUCUUCUCAGCACUAAGAUCCCUAGCAGACCUGAGACAGACACACAGCACAUCCCACUGCCCUGAGCGGAGCAGAGAUGACACAGUAGAAGUGCAGGCCGUGCACAGGAGCUGUUAGGAGCCCCUUUAGCUUGGCAGUUGCUACCAAAACAUGUCUGCAAAUACAAUCUUAUGCACUACAUACAGUUGAAGUCGGAAGUUUACAUACACUUAGGUUGGAGUCAUUAAAACUAGUUUUUCAACCACUCCACAAAUUUCUUGUUAACAAACUAUAGUUUUGGCAAGUCGGUUAGGACAUCUACUUUGAGCAUGACACAAGUAAUAUUUCCAACAAUUGUUUACAGACAGAUUAUUUCACUUAUAAUUCACUAUAUCACAAUUCCAGUGGGUCAGAAGUUUACAUACACUAAGUUGACUGUGCCUUUAAACAGAUUGGAUAAUUCCAGAAAAUGAUGUCAUGGCUUUAGAAGCUUCUGAUAGGCUAAUUGACAUAAUUUGAGUCAAUUGGAGGUGUACCUGUGGAUGUAUUUCAAGGCCUACCUUCAAACUUAGUGCCUCUUUGCUUGACAUCAUGUGAAAAUCAAAAGAAAUCAGCCAAGACCUCAGAAAAAAAAUUGAAGACCUCCACAAGUCUGGUUCAUCCUUGGGAGCAAUUUCCAAACGCCUGAAGGUACCACGUUCAUCUGUACAAACAAUAGUACGCAAGUAUAACCACCAUGGGACCACGCAGCCGUCAUACCGCUCAGGAAGGAGACGCGUUCUGUCUCCUAGAGAUGAACGUACUUUGGUGCGAAAAGUGCAAAUCAAUCCCAGAACAACAGCAAAGGACCUUGUGAAGAUGCUGGAGGAAACAGGUGCAAAAGUAUCUAUAUCCACAGUAAAACAAGUCCCAUAUCGACAUAACCUGAAAGACCGCUCAGCAAAGAAGAAGCCACUGCUCCAAAACCGCCAUGAAAAAGCCAGACUACGGUUUGCUACUGCACAUGAGGACAAAGAUUGUACUUUUUGGAGAAAUGCCCUCUGGUCUGAUGAAACAAAAAUAUAACUGUUUGGCCAUAAUGACCAUCGUUAUGUUUGGAGGAAAAAGGGGGAUGCUUGCAAGCCGAAGAACACCAUCCCAACCGUGAAGGACGGGGGUGGCAGCGUCAUGUAGUGGGGGUGCUUUUCUACAGGAGGGACUGGUGCACUUCACAAAAUAGAUGGCAUCAUGAGGGAAAUGAUGUGGAUAUAUUGAAGCAACAUCUCAAGACAUCCGCCAGGAAGUUAAAUGGGUUGCAAAUGGGUCUUUCAAAUGGACAAUGGACAAAGCUUACUUCAAAAGUUGUGGCAAAAUGGCUUAAGGACAACAAAGUCAAGGUAUUGGAGAGGCCAUCACAAGUCCCUGACCUCAAUCCUUUAGAAAAUAUGUGGGCAGAACUGAAAAAGCGUGUUCGAGCAAGGAGGCUUUCAAACCUGACUCAGUUACACCAGCUCUGUCAGGAGGAUUGGGCCAAAAUUCACCCAACGUAUUGUGGGAAGCUUGUGGAAAGCUACCCGAAACGUUUGACCCAAGUUAAACAAUUUAAAGGCAAUGCUACCAAAUACUAAUUGAGUGAAUGUAAACUUCUGACCCUCUGGGAAUGUGAUGAAAGAAAUAAAAGCUGAAAAAAUUAUUCUCUCUACUAUUAUUCUGACAUUUCACAUUCAUAAAAUAAAUUGUUGAUCCUAACUGACCUAAAAUAGGGAAUUUUUACUAGGAUUAAAUGUCAGGAAUUGUGAGAAACGGAGUUUAAAUGUAUUUGGCUAAGGUGUAUGUAAACUUUCAACUUCAACUAUAGAUCAGGGUGCCCCACCUUCGGUCCUCAAGGGCUACAGUGUACGGUUUUCGUCCUUACCUGUUAACCAGAGACUGAUUUCCCCUCUCCAGAUAAUAAGCAUGAAGCCCCAGGGGGAAAUGGAAAUCAGCAGGACUGCAGAACUUGAGAACCUGAGUUGUGCAACCCUAAGUAUGCCUUUAAUAGCCGGACAUGCUUAAAGAUGGUGGCCCCAAUGUACUUACCACAAACGCCUAAUUAGCUUUUUUUGCCGUAUUAUACAGUGCUCUCCAUUACUCUUGUUUUGUGUAAUGGAGUGUUACUGUAUAAUACGACGCCAUAGUUUAAAAACUCUGUGAGUAGUGCUAAAGCAAUGACGUCAUACCUGAAUUGCUCCAUCUUCAUGCACCUUCGCCUCUUACAUUCUUAUUACUCUUACAUAGAUAGCCUAGCGGUUAGCGCAUUGGGCCAGUAACCCAAUUGCUUGUUCGAGUCUCUGAGCCAACACAGUCGAAUAUCUGUUGAUGUGUCCUUGAGCAAGGUACCUAACUCUAAUUGCUCCAGGGUUGCCGUUGAUAAUGGAAGACCCUGGCCGCGGGUAUCUCCGAGGGUAUCUCAAAAAAUACAUUCACACUAGCAUAUUAAUUCGCACUUGUAAGCGUAAUUAACUAACUGUUGAAUUCUAAUUGUUCUUUCAUUUAAACUGAAAUGACAAUUGUUGUCUUCUAAACAGCAUACCCUAUAAUGUGGCUUACUUUUAGAGUUCCCUCAGAUUAAGAUGUUAAUCUUUAUCAAAGGUAGUUGGAUUACAUUAACAUGUUUUGUGUUCAAUUUAAAACUGUUUUGUUGAUUUUCGUUAUACCAAAUAUAACCUUAUAAGACUAAACAAUGUAAAACUAUUCUAAUGAAUUGGUCUAUAACUGCAUUAAAAGGGACCAAAGAGUGUUUUAACCAAUUGAAAGUGUAAUACGUCUGAAUGGCUGUAUCAGAAAAGGGAUGAGUGUGGUCAGUGUGGGUGGACAGUGUUUGUGGGAGGAUGUGUCUCCCUGUUAGAUUUCAAUAACACAAUAUGCAAACAGUCGCUGGUGUAAACUGUAAUUGGUCCAGUAUGAGUAUGACAAGCCCAUUAUGGCGAAUGAGUGACUAGGAAAGCUUUUCAUACACUGUGUAUUACCCCACCACCACACACUGAAUGUUUUCUGUCCAGAAGUCAUGUUGCUGUCCAAACUCUGGCAUAUUCCAAGGAAAAUAAACAUAUUUUCUCAGAA
Salvelinus fontinalis (brook trout) is the source of this 4031-nucleotide messenger RNA. It is a transcript of the gene ak4, whose product is annotated as adenylate kinase 4. Gene Ontology annotation, cellular component: cytoplasm; mitochondrion. Lineage: Eukaryota; Metazoa; Chordata; Actinopteri; Salmoniformes; Salmonidae. Gene Ontology annotation, molecular function: AMP kinase activity; nucleoside diphosphate kinase activity; ATP binding. Bases 350 to 1036 code for a protein of 228 amino acids. The record is from RefSeq and is a predicted model, not a curated record. Gene Ontology annotation, biological process: nucleobase-containing compound metabolic process. The transcript has 6 exons.